ACGAUCAUCCCGCGAAUUACUUUCUCCCUUCCCAUUUUACGACAAUUAUUAUGUCUAACGAAGUCGCUUCCAAGCUGCCCAAAGAUUUUAUCUGGGGUUUUGCAACAGCAAGCUUCCAGAUUGAAGGUUCUACCAAUGUUGAUGGGCGAGGAAAGUCGAUUUGGGAUGAUUUCUCGAAGCAGCCGGGAAAGACUUUAGAUGGCAGGGACGGAGAUAUCGCCACCGAUUCUUACAGACUAUGGAAAGAAGAUCUUGCCCUGCUCGUCCAGUACGGUGUCAAAUCGUACCGGUUCUCCAUAGCUUGGUCUCGCGUCAUCCCCCUUGGCGGUCGAAAUGACCCUGUCAAUCCCAAGGGUAUCGAAUUCUACUCGAAGCUUAUUGAUGCUCUUAUUGAAAAUGGCAUCACCCCUUUUGUUACUCUAUAUCACUGGGAUCUUCCUCAAGCCUUACAUGAAAGAUACGGCGGAUGGUUGAACAAGGAUGAAAUCGUCCAGGACUACGUGCGCUACUCUAGGGUUUGCUUCGAGGCGUUUGGAGACAGAGUCAAACAUUGGCUCACCAUGAAUGAGCCGUGGUGUAUAUCGAUUCUAGGGUAUGGGCGUGGGGUAUUCGCACCCGGAAGAUCAAGUGAUCGGGACAGAUCUCCCGAAGGUGAUUCUUCCACCGAACCGUGGAUUGCGGGGCACAGCGUCAUUCUAUCGCACGCUUAUGCUGUUAAGUUGUAUCGGGAGGAAUUCAAGUCGGCCCAAGGGGGUCAGAUUGGUAUUACCCUUAAUGGAGAUUGGGCAAUGCCCUAUGACGACAAUCCACAAAACGUGGAAGCAGCUCAGCACGCUCUUGAUUUCGCAAUCGGAUGGUUCGCGGACCCCAUUUAUCUAGGUCAUUAUCCCGAAUACAUGAAGCAGACGCUUCGGGAUCGGCUUCCCGAGUUCACGCAGGAAGAGUUGAUAGUCGUCAAGGGAUCGUCAGACUUUUAUGGUAUGAACACAUACACGACAAACUUGUGCAGAGCGGGAGGCGAUGAUGAAUUCCAGGGUUUCACAGAGUACACGUUCAUAAGACCUGAUGGGACUCAGCUGGGAACUCAGGCGCAUUGUGCCUGGUUGCAAGAUUAUCCCCAAGGUUUCCGCGAUCUGCUCAGCUAUCUCUGGAAACGGUACCGCAUGCCGAUCUACGUCACUGAGAACGGCUUCGCUGUAAAAGAUGAGAAUAGCAAGCCUAUAGAACAAGCGCUGCUCGACCACGACCGUGUGCAAUAUUUUAAAGGAACCACGAGCGCCUUGAUCGGAGCGGUACUCGAAGAUGGGGUCGAUAUUCGAGCAUAUUUCCCUUGGAGUUUCCUAGAUAACUUCGAAUGGGCUGAUGGGUACACUACAAGGUUCGGUGUGACUUACGUCGACUAUGAGACCCAAAAACGAUACCCUAAAGAGUCUGCGAAAUUCUUGGUCAAGUGGUUCAAGGACAAUAUCGAAUCAGAUGAACAACCUUAUUACCAGCAGCCUCCAACAGUAUCUCAGAUCAACAAUUUCUCUGGCAGCCCUCUCGAUAACUUGAGCGGACCGGCGAUGAUACAAGGGCUGAAAGCCUGACUAUUGGCGCUUUGGAAGCGACUAAAGAACUUGGCCCCAGGCUCACUGGCAUCUCGAUGAUAUAUUUCGGCAACAGUUUGAAGAGGACCUUGGCAACUUCUUUCGAUAAGAUACUGACACGGUUAGAUAACUGACGCACCUAUGUACUAUCUCCUCCCCUCCCUCUCUUUAUCCGAUUUUUAUUCCAUGUAAACGUACUAUGCUUUCUGCCUACCUUUUCUUUCCUGCGAUUUUUGAGACAAUGAAAUUCAAGUUGGUGUAUGUUCUGG
Molecule: messenger RNA, 1858 nt
Organism: Serpula lacrymans var. lacrymans S7.9
Lineage: Eukaryota; Fungi; Basidiomycota; Agaricomycetes; Boletales; Serpulaceae
Product: glycoside hydrolase family 1 protein
Exons: 18
Coding region: 51-1589 (512 amino acids)
Biological process (GO): carbohydrate metabolic process
Molecular function (GO): beta-glucosidase activity
Source: RefSeq, a predicted model, not a curated record